AGGUCUUAAAAGGACUUUAAGGAUGGUACCGGCACACUGUUGCUCGUCUCCUUAAAGACAGCAAACCGUCAACCGGUUACGAAACCGUCUAUUGCGUAGCGCGAGAUAUUAAAAAAUAAAUUUUGCCGAUAAACGCGUGGAAUUAAAAAAAAAACUCAUUACUGUUCCGCGAAUUCAUAAAAGUCAUUAUGAGUGGGUCAGGAAAAAGUCUUCUCGGAGUGUGGCUGUAUAGAAGAGGCGAAAGUUGGGCUGUCAAGGAAGGAAGUCCGCUACAUAAAUCACGCGACAUCCCCGAGAAUGAGAAUAAUCCGACUAGUGAUAACAAGAAUUCCGUGAUAUUUUCUUUGAAGAAUCAAGUUGGUGGUUUGGCACGGGCCCUUCAAGUAUUCCAGGAUUUAGGUAUAAACGUCGUGCAUAUCGAAUCGAGGAAGUCACAGCGCCGUGGAUCUGAAUACGAUAUCCUUGUGGAUGUCGAAUGCGACUCGAAGAGGAUGGAGCAAUUGAUGAAGAUGCUAAGUCGUGAAGUAGCGGCUAUCAAUCUUGCCCAUUACGAGCAGAUCGGAAAUAUAUCACGCGCGCCGUCUCUUUCGACCGCGGCAAGCUUCGAUUUUAGUGAGGUAGACAUGCCUUGGUUCCCGCGGAAGAUAUCGGACCUUGAUCGGGCGCAGAAAGUUCUCAUGUAUGGAUCUGAAUUGGACGCGGACCAUCCCGGUUUCAAGGAUACUGUAUAUCGUAAACGCCGCGAGGAGUUUGCCGAUAUUGCUUACAAUUACAGGCAUGGUCAACCGAUACCGAGAGUACAAUACACGCCGGAGGAAAUUAGAACCUGGGGAACCGUUUUUCGCGAAUUGCACCAACUCUAUCUAAAAUACGCGUGCAAGGAAUAUCUGGAAAAUUGGCCAAAGCUAGUCAAGUAUUGCGGAUACAGAGAAGACAACAUACCACAACUGCAGGAUAUAAACAUUUUUCUGAAGCGAACGACAGGAUUUCAACUUCGUCCAGUCGCGGGUUAUCUGACACCGCGGGAUUUCCUCUCCGGCCUUGCUUUUCGAGUUUUUCACUGCACACAAUACAUUCGACACUCUUCUGAUCCAUUUUACACUCCGGAGCCAGAUUGCUGCCACGAAUUACUGGGCCACAUGCCGCUGCUUGCGAAUCCGAGCUUCGCGCAAUUCUCUCAAGAACUCGGUCUGGCUUCUCUCGGCGCGUCGGAUGAUGAUAUAGACAAGCUGGCAACCCUGUAUUUCUUCACGGUGGAAUUCGGACUGUGCAAACAAGAUGGUAUGUUGCGCGUUUACGGGGCCGGUCUGCUGUCAUCGGUGGCGGAAUUGCGACACGCGGUCACCACCCCUGAGAAGACCAUGAGAUUCGAACCGGAUAUCACUUGCAAGCAGGAAUGCAUUAUCACUGCGUUCCAAAAUGCGUACUAUUAUACGGACAGCAUAGAUGAAGCGAAAGAGAAAAUGCGUGCGUUCGCUAAUCAGAUUCAACGACCCUUUGGAAUACGCUACAACCCUUACACUCAAUCGGUCGAGGUAUUGACGGAUGCCCAGAAGAUCACGGCGGUAGUCAGCGAGCUGCGGGGUGAUCUUUGCAUAGUGUCAAACGCUCUGAAAAAGAUCCAUGAGCAGGACGACACAGUCGACGUCGAAAGAAUAACGAACCUGCUGACGCACGGCAUUGAGCUGCCGCAGGACAACUCGUCAUCUUCGGACAGCGAUCAGGACAAUAGUCCUAACGCUGAGGAGACUCAUUCUCAGGGAGGGCAGCAAUCGCGUCGUGAUAAAGAUGUCACCGCAAAGGAUUAAAUGAUAUCAUCUGUAGUAUUGCUCGCCUAUUAAAUCCUAAAGUGUUUAAAAAAUUGGCGUAAAAUUUAGAAAUAAAUUCCUUAACGCAGAAGUGUCUCAUUGCUGUCUCAUAGUUUUACUGUCGUAAAAUCUACAAUUCUAGAUAUGCACAAUCUAAAGAUAUAAUUAUUGCGAGGAGCAAACCCCCAUAAAAUAUUAAAAAACGCUGUGUAAAAUAGAAAAAAAUAAAUUAGGAAAAAUAAAAAUUGGAGCAUAAGUUGUACGUAAAAGGAGAAUGACAGAAGUGUAAAUAAAACUGUUAAGAAUUGUCAAAUUGGAAUAAUAAAAUGUAAAAAAAGCGUUUUAAAAAGUAAAUGUCUUUUUUAUGUUCCGUUGUUCCAAUUUACGCUUUUUAAAAGUAUUUCUUAUGCUUCUGUCAUUUUUUUAUCUUUAUAUUUGACUCACUCUUCAAUCUCUAUUUUUAUCAAAGAUAAAGAAGCAAAUUAUCUCUGUUUAUCCGGUUUGCUCGUCUAAGAAUAAGAGUAUAUGGGUAAAAUAAAUAAUCAAAAAAAUUCAAAUAUAUGUAUAAAAGAAAAUAAUUAAGAGAUAUCAAUAUUACAAUCAAAUUAUGUCAUUUAAAAAUAUACCUUAGAAGGAAUAAUUAGGAACUAAAAUAUUAACUGUGGGUAUAAUGAAGUAAAACGUAAUGUUUUGAGCAAAGAUUCUCUUUCCAAAGAGCAGAAGAAGAUUUUAUGAAUUUAAUUUUCAGCUUUCAGUCAUUUCAUAUACAGUCAACAUUUUCGGCUGUAACUUUCAAUCCCCCCAUAUAGUACGUAUAAGUACGCUUUGAUUCUAUUUCUGUUAAAUGUAUAAACAAAAUAUUAUGUAGAAUGUUAUCGAGAUCUUGAGAUGUAUUGUAAUGGGAUUUAAAAAUAUAUGUAAAAUAAUAAAUCUAA
Solenopsis invicta (red fire ant) is the source of this 2743-nucleotide messenger RNA. RefSeq names its product tryptophan 5-hydroxylase 1 (gene Trhn). The coding region runs from base 189 to 1808 and encodes 539 amino acids. NCBI's taxonomy places the organism in Eukaryota, Metazoa, Arthropoda, Insecta, Hymenoptera, Formicidae. Gene Ontology annotation, cellular component: neuron projection. Gene Ontology annotation, biological process: serotonin biosynthetic process; aromatic amino acid metabolic process. Gene Ontology annotation, molecular function: iron ion binding; tryptophan 5-monooxygenase activity. The record is from RefSeq and is a predicted model, not a curated record. The transcript has 12 exons.